Clupea harengus (Atlantic herring) is the source of this 1393-nucleotide messenger RNA. Its product is annotated as phospholipid scramblase family member 5. Gene Ontology annotation, cellular component: plasma membrane. NCBI's taxonomy places the organism in Eukaryota, Metazoa, Chordata, Actinopteri, Clupeiformes, Clupeidae. The record is from RefSeq and is a predicted model, not a curated record. The coding region runs from base 136 to 1149 and encodes 337 amino acids. Gene Ontology annotation, biological process: plasma membrane phospholipid scrambling. The transcript has 6 exons. Gene Ontology annotation, molecular function: phospholipid scramblase activity.
AUCUUCUCUGCUCCCUCACCACAGAGCCACUGAGUUUGCCAGCUCCUGGACAUCUCUUAACAUUCAAAGCAACAAUUUGACUAAAAUGUGAUGAUGCUGUGCCCUCCACCUCCUGCUCUGAAUCUGCAGUAGACCAUGUCAGCCGUUACCGACCAACCUCAGCCGUACGGCGGGCUGGAGAGAGAGAAGCACAUCCGCAUGGUGUACCGGGCCUUUCACCGGUGCUGGGGGGCCCGUGCAGGCCUCCAGGGCUCCACUGCCUCCCUCUGCCCAGAGAGGGGAGCUCUCCCCGGGCCCGCAGAGUCCGAGAACCAGGCAGUGAUGCUCCACCAGGGAGAUCAGGGGCCGAGUGGGGUGGCCGGGCCCACAGAGGGAGUGUCUGGGCUGGAGAUGGAUGACUUGGAGCGGAGGGAUUGCUGGUUGGAGCCAAGCGCAGCAAGGGGUCUCACUGUUCUCAGUACAGUCAGUCAACUGCACAUAACAACCAAACCCGAGCUGAGAGGUCCACAGUGUGUCCCUCGAAGAAUCUACAAUAUUGCCAAUAACAACAAAGAUCAAGUCUUUGUGGCGGUUGAAGAGAGCUCCUGUGUGUGCCUCCAGUGCUGUGGCCCGGCGCGCUCCUGUUCCCUGCAGGGCUUCGACCGCCAGGCCCAGCAGGUAUUCCACUUUGAGAGGCCCCUGCGGGCCGACACGUGCUGCCUUGGCUGCUGCCUGAUGGAAAUGAGGGCCUAUUCAGCCGAGAGACAGCUGAUUGGCACAGUGCAUCAGAGGUGGAGCAUGUUCACUCCGUACUUUGAGGUGUGUGACUCGGAAGGAAGUCUGGCCUUGAGGAUCCAGGGCCCUUGUUGUCCUCUGCGAUGUCGCUCCAACCAGGAGUUUCAGGUGGUCUCCACACUUGGUGAGACUAUAGGCAGCAUAUGGAAAAAAUGGCCUGGCUUUAAUGAAGAAUGUAACAUCGACCAUGAAUAUUUCGGACUGGAUGGUAAGUUUCUUGUUAUGUCUAUACAUAUGCUGGCAGCCAGUUUCUCAUACGGAGUGCUUCAUUUAUCCCUGCUACACAAUACACUCAAUGAUCCCUACAUUGUGCAGUCAGUAUCCUUCUCAUGUUUACCACCCCUAUGUUCACAGUCCCACAGGAGAUGCCUAUGAACACCAAAGUGCUCCUGCUAGCUGCCACCUUCCUCCUAGUACGUAAACAUUUUUUAUGUUUUAAUGCCAUUGGACAUAACUCAACCUGUAGAGUAAUGUAGUGACAACACCAAAGUCAUAUGUUUGAUUGGUCAUGUGAAGGACAGGGUUAGGCAAUGUCAGGCUAACCCAGGAUAUGCACUAUGCAGUUCUGUGCUCAGGGUAAGAAACCCAGCAAAAAUCAAGGAACAGCUUUCUUCCUUUC